Capsella rubella is the source of this 735-nucleotide messenger RNA. RefSeq names its product protein LOW PSII ACCUMULATION 2, chloroplastic. NCBI's taxonomy places the organism in Eukaryota, Viridiplantae, Streptophyta, Magnoliopsida, Brassicales, Brassicaceae. Gene Ontology annotation, cellular component: chloroplast. The record is from RefSeq and is a predicted model, not a curated record. Bases 27 to 575 code for a protein of 182 amino acids. The transcript has 2 exons.
AUCGCAAAACAAAUCCAACUGAAAAAAUGGCGCUACAAAUCCACUCUUCGUGUUCCUUCGCCUCGAGACCUUAUCAUCUUCAUCGUCACUUCACAACCAGAAACCCUAAUUUCGCAAUCAAAUGUCAAAAUCCCCAAAUCGAAACGGAGAAAACCGAGGAUCCAGCUCAACCAAAGAAUUCGAGCUCUUCCGGCGUAGGAUUCGGUUCUCCGGCGAAGAAACUUAGCGCGGCGGAUACAUCGGGAAGUAAGAAAGGGAAAGGGAAGAGAGUGGUGAAUCGGCGUACACCGGUGGAGAAACCGGUGUUUAUGAGCGAACAAGGAGCGGCGAAGGCAGAGGAGCAGAGACAGAACGAGAACGCGUUUCUUCUUACUUGGGCUGGGCUUGGUAUCGUCAUUCUCAUCGAAGGAAUUGCUCUAGCCGCUUCAGGAUUCCUUCCCGAAGAGUUAGAUAAGUUGUUUGUGAAGUAUGUGUAUCCAGUGUUUACUCCAUCAGUUGUAUUAUUUGUGGCUGGGACAACUGCAUAUGGAGUUCUUAAGUACAUACAGAAUGAGAAAAUGAAAGGUCAAGAGUGAUACUAUUCUACCAUGGAUAUUAGAGCUUGCCGUUGAUUGAGAGAGAUUGGUGUUAAAGGGUGUGUGUAUUGAUCGGACCUUAGUCAUUGUAUAUGCAGAGAGAGCUGGUUAUGUAAAAUUAAAAUCAGUUUCAAGUUAUUCCAGUGCCAUUUUCAUUUUA